AUGUCAGUUUGUGUGUGUGUGUGUGUGUGUGUGUGUUUAAAAGCACACUUGCGCAUGUGUCCUCCCAGUAGAGUAUUAGAGAUAAUCAGCUUCCCUCUGCAGAUCUCCACUUCAUGGGGAUCUACUAAUCUGAAAUGACAGACAGAACUGAACCAAUUCAAAGCACGAUGAACCUGUGCUGAUGUGGUAGCUGUAGCUCAUCUGAUGUGGUAGCUGUAGCUCACCUGAGGAACGUCUGAAAUCCUCACUUCUGUCAUGCUGGAACCAGAAAAUGACUCUUUAAUGCAGGUGGCGCCCGCCCAUACAAAAUGUUGGGUGUGUGUGCUGAGCUGCCUUCUGCUCGCCUGUCUGUACGUUGGCAGUUUGUACGUCUGGAGAAGCAGCUUACCCAGGGACCAUCCUAGUUUGAUAAAGCGUCGCUGUGCCAGUGUGCUGCUAGUCUCUGCACUGUCACCUGCAGUGGUGAAGGCAUGGAUACACUGGGCUGAUAUCAGGGUUGAUGUGUCUGUGUGGGAGUUGAUGGGAGUUCGUUUGGAAGCUCUGGUUCCUGCAGCCAUACUGCCGCUACUAAUAAAUAUGGCUUUCUAUCUUGGUCCCCUGGUUCAUUCUGCAAUGGACAACCCAGAAGGCUUCACGGGAGAACUGCAGUCUGUGCUAGAUGUUCAUUCAUGGAGGUUGUGUGUGGGAGAUGCAGUGUGGCUCAGGAACCAGGUGGUGGCACCAGUGACAGAGGAGCUGGUAUUCAGAGGGGCCAUGCUGCCCAUGCUGGUUCCCUGCACUGGACCCACAGCUGCCAUCUUCAUGGCUCCGCUGUUCUUCGGUGUUGCCCAUUUCCACCAUAUGAUAGAGCAACGGCGCCUCAGCAAGGACAAUCUCAGUGUCAUCUUCUUGGUGUCAGGGAUGCAGUUCUUGUACACAACUGUGUUUGGUGCCUUUACUGCCUUUAUAUUCAUGAGAACUGGUCAUGUUGUGGGUCCAGUUCUGUGCCAUUCAUUCUGUAACAGUCAGGGCCUGCCUGACAUCAGCUCCACCCUGCAACACCCUCAACGACCAGCUCUGCUCUUCUCGUAUCUGACCGGGAUGCUACUGUUUCUGGUGCUACUCUUCCCGCUGACAGACCAGUUCUUUUAUGGUGCCAUUCCCGUCUGCAGCCUGGCUCCCCCUCCAGCGUCUGUAUGCUAGACUAAACUAUACUCUCUCCCUUUUCCUUAAAUACUCCUGCUCUUAAAAUUACUUUU
Micropterus dolomieu (smallmouth bass) is the source of this 1238-nucleotide messenger RNA. Its product is annotated as CAAX prenyl protease 2-like. The record is from RefSeq and is a predicted model, not a curated record. The transcript is spliced from 8 exons. Gene Ontology annotation, cellular component: endoplasmic reticulum membrane. The coding region runs from base 256 to 1182 and encodes 308 amino acids. Gene Ontology annotation, biological process: CAAX-box protein processing. Gene Ontology annotation, molecular function: metalloendopeptidase activity. Lineage: Eukaryota; Metazoa; Chordata; Actinopteri; Centrarchiformes; Centrarchidae.